AUGGAAGGCGGGUCCGAAAAUCCCGAAGGUACAGGCGAGCAGGACGCCUAUUUUCAAAGCCUAGACCCGUUCUCGAAAGCAGCUGAUUUCCCGGAAAUAAUACCCGGCGGUCUUUCUAGCGGUCUGGCACAGACCCAGGGUGCCGAGUUACCGACAGAUGACGUGUUCGGCACUCCCACUCUUCCUGACGACCUGCUAGGAGGUGGCGCCACGUGGACCAACCCUCCGGUGGUUACAGCCAAUGGCGACACUGUGGAUAAUAUCACUGACGUGGCAAAUGCCGACGGUGAUGCCGUUACCGCUGCUAAUCGUUCUGACCAAGCCAAAGCGGAGGAAGAAGCAGGCGGCGCUUCGCAACCGGCCAGCGGAACGCCACGAGAAGAAGCACUGUUGGUUCCUGACACGGCACGGGAAGAGGCAGAGCCGGGAACGGCCGCGGGGGGGAGUGGGGAAGAGGUUGGAACGACGCCAGGCGAGGCGCAAGGGCAGGGAGACGGCGACGGGAGGGUGGGCGCAGUAGGUGGGACUUCCGUCAAAGACAAAGAGAGCGGCGGAGAGGAGCGGCAGGAAACGACAGCAGAAGCAGAAACCGAGGCGGAUCAAGCUUCCCGGGAGGGUCAGGGAUCCGCACAGGUAGGUGGGGAGACUGUCGGCAAUGGAGUUGCUGCCGCCGCUGGUGAUGGUAAAGGUGGCGGUGAUGAUCCCCGUGGUCGCAGCUCCAACCUUCCACGCACGCCGCGUCCCACCCCGCCUGAUGCGCGCUCGCCCUCAGCCGCUCGCGUCCCGCCCGGGACACCUGCUGGGGCCGAUGCUGACGCUGCUGCUUCUACGCCUAGUGCUCCGGAUGCUCUAACGUUUGAUGAUUUAGACUUCGAAACACCUGCGACAGGCGUCAGCACACCUUCGACGACCGUCAACACUCCUGGUACAGGCAUCAGCACUCCUGCUACAGCCGUCAGCACCCCUGCUACAGCCGUUUGCACUCCUGCUGACACCCCGAACGCAACAGCCACCACCUCUCCUGCUGCCACCCCCUCAGCCACUCCUGCUGCCACCCCCGCCGCCACUCCUGCAAUCCUCUUCGCCACUCCUGCACCUGCAGCGGACGGCGUCACCACUCCCUUAGCCUCGCCACUUCCUUCCGCUGCCACUCCCACCCCUCCUUCCGCUGCCACUCCCACCCCUCCUUCCGCUGCCACUCCCACCCCUCCUUCCGCUGCCACUCUCACCCCUCCUUCCGCUGCCACUCCCACCCCUCCUUCCGCUGCCACUCCCACCCCUCCUUCCGCUGCCACUCCCACCCCUCCUUCCGCUGCCACUCCCACCCCUCCUUCCGCUGCCACUCCCACCCCUCCUUCCGCUGCCACUCCCACCCCUCCUUCCGCUACCACUCCCACCCCUCCUUCCGCUGCCACUCCCACCCCUCCUUCCGCUGCCACUCCAACCUCUCCUCCCGCUGCCUCUCCCGCCAUUCCUGCAAUCUUCCUCGCCACUCCUGCACCUGCAGCGGACGGCGUCACUACUCCCUCAGCCUUGCCGCUUCCUGCCGCUGCCACUACCAUCCCUCCUACAGCUACCACUCCCACCCCUCCUGCCGCUGCCUCUCUCACCCCUCCUGCCGCUGCCACUCUCACCCCUCCUGCUGCUCCCGCUCCCACCCCUCCUGCUGCUCCCGCUCCCACCCCUCCUGCUGCUCCCGCUCCCACCCCUCCUGCUGCUCCCACUCCCACCCCUCCUGCCGCUCCCACUCGCACUCCUUCUCCUGCUCCCACUCCUCUCCCUCCCUCUGCCGCGCCGUACCUGGGCAAACUGGUUCGGAAGAGGUUCGGCGACGUGGUGUUACUGGGUCGGGUGUUUAAGUACGACCGGGAGGAGGGGUGGUACAAGGUUCGGUACGAGGAUGGGGACUUGGAGGAUUUGGAGGAGGGAGAGGUGGUGGCACUGCUGGUGGGGCAAGAGGAAGAGAAGGCAGCUGCUGCGGAAGUUGAUUCUUGGCGGCAGCAGAAACGGCAGGCGUUCUUCAGUGAGGUAGAGGAGCCAGUGUUUGUUGAAGGCAUGGCGGGGAUGGAAAGGGGAGAAGGGGCCUUCAAAGGGGCAGAGGGCACCGCGGAAGGGGGAGAGGGAGUGGAAGGAGGGGCGGAAGUGGCGCGUGAGGGCAAGGCGGAAGGGCAGGGGCAGGUAGGGGAAGCGGAGCAGCGGCUGGCAGCGGGCGGUGUUGGCACGGCGGCAGCAGAGGAUGGAGAAAAGGCUGAGAGUGUCGGUGCAGCGGGUGAUGGUGCUUUGCCUGGCACUCCAACCACACCUGGUGGGGUAACCGCGUCUGGUGGGCUGAUCACACCAGGCUCGCCGGUUACGCCUGCUGGAACACGUGUAACCAAGACUGCUGUAACCAAGAGCCCUGCUCGUGGCGGGCAGAAGGUCACGACGCCUGAAGCUAAGAGCCCGGCUGCUGCUACAAGCGCUGCCACAAGCCCUAUUGAAGGGCUUGUGAAGAGCCCUGCUAAGACCCCUUCUAAGCGGGGUGCUAAGACCCCUGCUACGAGUGCUGUUAAGAGUCCUGUUAGGAGCCCUGCUAAGUCCCCUGCUAAGAGCCCUGCUAAGAGCCCUGCUAAGAGCCCUGCUAAGAGCCCUGCUAAGAGCCCUUCUAAGUACCCUGCUAAGUACCCUGCUAAAAGCCCCAGCAGAACCCCUCGUAAGGGUGCUGUUAGUACGCCUUCUACCAGGAGGACUGCCAGGGGCGCCGCUAAGGGCCCUGCUAGGACUCCUCCUGUGUCCCCUGCUAAGACUCCUCCUGUGUCCCUUGCUAAGAGCCUUACCAGAACCCCUCGCAAGAGCCCCGUCACGAGUACUGCUAAGUCCCAUGGUAAGAGCACUGCUAAAAGCCCUGCCAAGACCCCUCUUAAAAGCACUGUCAAAAGCCCUGUUAGGAUCCCUCUUAGGAGGAGCGCUGCUAAGAUCCCUCUUAAAAGCACUGUCAAAAGCCCUGGUAGGAUCCCUCUUAGGAGGAGUGCUGCUAAGAUCCCUGAAACGAGUCGUGCCAAGAGCCCACGGCUCAGUUAUGACAAGGUGACACCAAGAAAGAGACAGGCCGAGGCAGCAGCAGAGGGCGGCAGUGCUGCUAAGAGACGGUCCCUUGGGAGUCAGUCCGUGGGUAGUAGUAGCAGUGUGGGGCGUAACGCUGCAAAGGCGGAUGCUGCCAAGGCUGCUAUUGGGGGUGCUUGGGAUGCCAUGAUAGGGACGGGCAGGCGGGCGGCAGGAGCAGGGAGGAGAGCAGGGGCGGUGAAGUGGGUGACGCCGGUCAGGCGGGGCGGCAGAGGGGCGACAGGGGGUGUCGGGGUUAUGGGGCGGGUGGGAGGGGGUGUGGGGCGGGCGGCAACAGGAAUCGGGAAGAGGAAGAGCAAGAGUUUUUCGAGGCGUGUGUCUGAGGGCGUGGGGGUGACACCAGUGAGGCUCAUGCUGGGGGGGCAGAGGGCACAGGGUGAAGCAGCAACAUCGGGCAAAGCGGGGACACUGGGCAAGACAGGGACACCAGGCAAAGCAGCGACACCAGGCAGAGCAGGAGGGGCAGCUAAGGCAGCUACAGCAGCAACGCCAGGGAGAGUAAAAACCCCUCUUUCCCGAGGCAGGUCACCGGUCCGCCUGUCCUCCCGCCACGCGCUCACAGCAGUGGCAAAGCCCCGAGUGCUGCUCGCCAGGCGGCUCCAUGGCACUCCCACUCUAACUCACAUUCUCUUUCCUUCCCGUUCUCUCCGCCCCAUCCACUCCCAGACCCCUCUUUCCCGUGGCAUGGCUUCCCGCCACGCACUCACAGCAGUGGCAAAGCCCCGAGUGCUAACCAGGCGGCUGUCAGUGGAAGCCAAGCGCCUCUCCCCUGCCUCCACUCCGCCUCCCCGCCCCACUCCCACUGCUCCUUCCCCUCCACCUCCUCUCGCCUCUCCUGCUGCCUCCACUCCCCCAACGCGCCGUCCACGGGUGAGUGAUAGGCUGUCAGUCACUCCCUCGCAGGCGACACCUGGGAGGCCCCGAAAGUCGUCAGUCACUCCCAGGCGGUCGAGCAUGGGUGCAGGAAGGAGUGGGGCUUCUGUGCUGGUAGCAGCGCCAGGGUUGCCUGCUGAGUCUCUUGCCACGACACCUGCCACGUCACCUGCCACAACCCCUGCCAAGUCACCUGCCAAGUCACCUGCCAAGUCACCUGCCGAGUCACCUGCCGAGUCACCUGCCAAGUCACCUGCCACUACCCCUGCUAAAUCACCUGCCAAGUCACCUGCCACUACCCCUGCUAAAUCACCCGCCAAUUCCCCUGCCAAUUCACCUGCCUACUCACCAGUCAAAUCCCCUGCCAAGUCACCUUACAGAAGCUCAAGCAGAGCACUGGAGAGGGAGGAGGAGGCCGAGCAGGUGGAGGAGGAAGUUGGGGAUAAAGGCCAAAGAGGUGGGGCAGGGAAGCGAGGAGACGUGAAGGAGCAGCCUGAAGGGAAGAGGCGCAGGGGAGUGGCAGUCGUGGCAGAUGUGCAGGAAGGGGCAGUGGAAGGGGACGGAAAGGGGUCUGGUGGGCGCAGUGGUCGAAGGGGAGGAAGGGGAGGAAGAGGAGGAAGGGGAGGCAGAGGAAGAAAGGUUUCAGAGGGAGUGGCAGAGGUGGGAGAUGUUCGAGAAGAGGAGGUGGAAGUGGGAGUGGAAGCAGUAAGGUCCCCUGCGUCUGGUCGUGGGAGGGGAGGAAGAGGAAGAAGAGGAAGAAAGUCUUUAGAGGGAGUGGAAGAGGUGGGAGAUGUGCGAGAAGAGGUGGAAGUGCAAGCAGUGGGGACUCCUGUGCCUGGUGGUGGGAGGGGAGGAAGAGGAAGGAGAGGGCGAGGGGGAAGAGGAGCAGGAAUGAGGGCACGAGGAGCAAAGAAAGCAACUGAGCCAGCUGCAGCAGCAACUGUGGCGGACGAGGAGGAAGAGGAGGAGGUGCAAGUGCUGGGAGAGGAGGGAGACUCGGAAGAGGAGGGAGCAGUUGGACGAGCUGUGGAGGGGGUUCAAGAGGUGGGGAACUUGGACGCUGGGGUUUCUGGUGGGCGUGGGCGUGGAAGGGGUGGACGAGGGAGGAGAUUGCGGGGGGGGAGAUUGCGAGGGGGGAGAUUGCGAGGGGGGAGAGGGGCAAAGAAUACAACUGAGCCAGCGGCAGCAGCGGCAACUGUGGCAGCAGAAGUGAUGGCGUUGGGGGAGGAGGAAGAGGACGAAAAAGUGCAAGUGGUGGGAGAGGUGGGGGCAGUAAAGGUGGGGAAAGAUGGGGUUCAAGAGGUGGGGGCAGUAGAGGUGGGGAAAGAUGGGGUUCAAGAGGUGGGGGCAGUAGAGGUGGGGAAAGAUGGGGCUCAAGAGGUGGGGGAAGUGGAAGCAGGGGUUUCUGGUGGUCGGAGGGGUGGAAGGGGCGGACGAGGAAGGGGAGGGCGAGGGGGGAGAGGGGUAGGGACUAGGGCAACACGAGGAAUAAAGAAAGCAACCGAGCCAGCAGCAGCAACUGUAGUGGACGAGGAAGAAGAGGAGGAAGAGGUGCAAGUGGUGGGAGAGGAGGGAGAGGCGAAAGAGGAGGGAUCAGCUGAGGCAGGGAAAGAAGGGGAGGGGGUUCAAGAGGUGGGGAAAGUGGAUGCAGGGGUAUCUGGUGGGCGUGGGGGUGGAAGGGGUGGAAGAGGAAGGAGAGGGCGAGGGUGGAGAGGGGCAGGGACGAGGGCAACACGAGCAGCAGCAGCAGCAGUGCCAGCAGCAGCGGCAGUUGAGGCACUGUCUGCUGCAGCCGCAGACGAGAGUGACAAGGCAACAGCAGCAGGAGCAAGGCGGGGCAGGAAAAGGGGUGCUGGAGAGACAGGGGAGGCUGCGGAAGCGAGUAAGGGAGAGGACGAAGAGAGUGGUGCGGGCAAGAGAAGGCGUCGGGGAGGACCUGGUGUGGCCACUAGCCCUGCCCCUGCUGCAGCUGCCGCUGCCCCUUCUGCUGCUGCCCCUGCUUCCCCUGCUGCCCGUGCCUCCCCUGCUGCCGCUGCUGAUGAUGAAAUGGAGGUGGUGGAAGUGGCCAGCACCAGGAGCAGUCGAGGCAGGGCAGUGGGGCGGGCAAGGAGAGGCGCUGCACAGCCUGCAGAAAAGGAAGCUGGCGGUCGAAGGAGAGGAGCAGGGAAGGCGGGUGCAGAAAAGGCAGAUGCGGGGAAGGUAAAUGUGCCUGAGGCGGAUGUGGGUGCAAGCAGUGUGGGAGGAGCGCGGCAGACAAGACGACGGGGUGCGGCACCCACAUUUGCGUCACUGAAUGCACUCACUGCAUGUGCCGCAGGAUCAGCAGCAGCAAGAGCCGAUGAGAAGCUAAAGGAGGCGGAGGAUGAAGAGGAUGGAGUGGUUGAGUUGGUUGUGACUCCUGCCCGCGCUCCUGCUGCUGGUGAUGCCUCAAAGAAGACCCGGGCGAAGAGAGCAAUUGCAGCUUCUACCCCUCCUCCUGCUGCUACCCCUGCUACCCCUGCUGCCACUGCUGCCAGCGAUGAUGAUGCUGCUGCUGCUGCUGCUGCGUCAUCUGAGGAAGCUGCUGGUGUUGCUUCAGGGAGUCGAAGGACUGGUGCAAGAGCAAGGGGUGGAGUGAAGGUCAGGGGCAGAGGAAGCGGGAGGGGAGGAGGAAGCGGGAGGGGAGGAGGAAGCGGGAGGGGCGGUCUUGUGAGUGCGCUGAGAGGCGGGAGGAAAGGAGAGUCGGGCGAUCGACACGUGGGGUUUGUGGUUGAUACCCCGGGGGGUGGGCUGAGGCGGACGCCAGGAAGGAGCGGAAGGCAGACGCCAGGAAGGAGCGGAAGGCAGACGCCAGGAAGGAGCGGAAGGCAGACGCCAGGAAGGAGCGCGGGACGGAGCAAGAGUGAUGUGAUAGCAUCACGGGGAGGAGGGAUGCUGUCUCUAAUUAGGGGUGGGGGAGGAAGGAGGAAAAUUGAUGUGGUAGCGGGACGGGGAGGGGGACGGGGGAGAGGGGUGCGGUUGAGAGGGCGUGGGCGGGUGCGUGGAGGGAAGGGGAGAACGGUAGUGGAGGUGGAGGAGGGGGGAGAUGAGGAAGAGGAGGAGGAUGAGGGGGUGGAGGAGGUGGGGGCGAUGGGAGAGAUGGUUGACCUUGCAUCAGAGGACGAGGAGGAGGACGAGGAGGAAGAGGAGAAGGUGGUUGAUCUUGGAAGUGAGGAGGAAGAGGAGGAGGUAGAGGUGGAAGAGGAAGAGAAGAAAGCGGAGCAGGGAGGAAGGCAGACAAGGGGUAGGGGCCGAGGGGCGAAAGCGAGAGCGGUUGAAAGCGGGGAGACCCGUCCUGUAGGAAGGGGGAAGGGGGCAAGAGGGGGAGCGAGUCCCGUGAAGCGAGGAGGCAGGGGGAGGGGAGGGGCAAGUCCUUCGAAGAGAGGGGCUAGAGGGGGGACAGUGGGGGGGACAGUGGGGGGGACAGUGGGGGGGACAGUGGGGGGGACAGUGGGGGGGACAGUGGGGGGGACAGUGGGGGGGACAGUGGGGGGGACAGUGGGGGGGACAGUGGGGGGGACAGUGGGGGGGGCAGUGGGGGGGGCAGUGGGGGGGGCAGUGGGGGGGGCAGUGGGGGGGACUGUGGGGGGGACAGUGGAGGGGGCAGGGGCAAGUCCUAUGAAGAGGGGAGGUAGAGGGGGCACAGAGGCUAGCCCUUUGAAGAGAGGAGGUAGGGGAGCCAGAGGGGGGAGUGGCAGGGGGCGAGGGGGUAGGGCUGCAGGGGAAGCAAGUGGAGUGGUCAGGCAGUCGAGUCGGAGGGCUGCUGCUGAUAAGUAA
Messenger RNA from Closterium sp. NIES-65, 7770 nucleotides. NCBI's taxonomy places the organism in Eukaryota, Viridiplantae, Streptophyta, Zygnematophyceae, Desmidiales, Closteriaceae. The record is from the annotation of a GenBank genome assembly.